AUGUUCGACGGCCGAGGAGAAUCCACAUCUCCUCGAGAUGCGACCGCGGAGACCGCCGAGACGGCCGAGGCCAACCUGAUGCGGAUCCGGCAGGAGGAGGACGCCCGCGAGCGGCGGGCGGAUCUGGAGAAUGAAUUGGAGUCGGUGCGGCAUUCGAUCGUGGGCCUGGAGCGCCAGAUUCAAGCGAUCAAGGAGGCGAGGGGUUGGUUCGUUAGACCCGGCAAGAAGAAGGUGCUGGGGAACGGCGCGCAUGCCGAAGUCUGGCGGGGGCUGGUGGAGAGGGGGGAGGUGGCCUGGAGCUGGGGGGGGCCCAAGCGCCAGGGAGCGAAAUCUGGGCGCGGCGGGAAGUCUGGAGGUCGAGGAGGGAGAAGGGGCAGGGAGGGGGGGGCCAGCGGUUUGAUUGGCAAGAGGGGCCGCAAGCCCACGGCGAAGGAGCGGCGGGUGAUGUCAAUCUGGGCGCAGUGCGUGACGAUCCUCAAUGCGCUGAAGAAGCACCGGUACGCGUGGCCGUUCCUAGAGGCGGUGGACCCGGUGGCGCUGAACAUACCGGAUUAUUUGGAUGUCGUUAAGAGGCCCAUGGACCUGGGGGAGGUGUCCAGGAGGGUGGCCCACGAGCCGGAGAAGGGGAUCUACAGGCAGUACGGCUGUCCCGCGGAGUUCAGGGACGACGUGAGGCAGAUUUGGAGCAACUGCAGGGCGUACAACCGGCCGGGGCAGGACGUGAGGGCCAUGGGGGACUUCCUGUCAGAGAUGUGGGAGAAGCGGUGGUGCCAGUCGGAGAUAGAGGAGAAGUGGAACGCGGAGGAGGGCGGAGGGAGCGGGCAGGGCUCCACGAGUGCCUUCAGCUCAGUGAACGGCUCCCUGAACACCAAAGGCCGGCGGGGCCCUCCCGGGGGUGACAACCCCAACCGGGAGCUGACUUUCCUGGACAAGCGGCGGCUGGCUCAACAGAUCGGCUCACUGCACGGCCCCCAGCUUUCCGGCAUCGCCGAGAUCCUCCUUUCCUCAGGAGUGCAGGAGAGCGAUGAUGAGAUGGUGCUCGACAUGGAGCAGCUGGAGACGCGCACGCUGUGGCGGCUCAAGCAGUACGUGGAUGGGAUCCACAGUGCACGGAAGAAGGGCAAGGGGCCUGUGAAGAAGAGUGUGCAGAUGGGCAAGACGGAGGUCAACGGGGUGGAGCAGUGCUCCUCGCAGAUGCUGGAGAGCGCGACUGUGGACUCCGACGCCGGAGAGAGCAGCGACCUGUCCCUCGGAACCACAUAG
Ostreobium quekettii is the source of this 1263-nucleotide messenger RNA. NCBI's taxonomy places the organism in Eukaryota, Viridiplantae, Chlorophyta, Ulvophyceae, Bryopsidales, Ostreobiaceae. The record is from the annotation of a GenBank genome assembly.